CCUCAGCCGCCCUGGGCCCAGGCCACUUCCUGGUCCCCAGCCGCCCAGACUGCUGUCAGUGCGAACUCAGGUGGCGCUGCAGGUGGCUCCUCCCCUCUUUGGCCAGGAUGGACGGAGGGGUAGCGGGCAGUGCCUGGGCGGUCUCGGCGGGCCCCGCCCCACCUGCCUGCUGGAGACCAUUAGUCCACGCCAGUCCUUGUCGUGCCAUUGGUCUGGCCAGCCGGAUUAAGGAGGAAGUGGCAGAUCCCGAGCGGUCUUCCUUCCUGGACUGGUGCAGAGGUCCGGCCUGGUCCCGCCCCCUCUGACCGGCUCCCUCGCCCCGCGGGAGAUGCUGUCCAGCGGGUGGUUCCACCGAGACCUCAGCGGGCUGGAGGCAGAGACCCUGCUCAAGGGCCGGGGCGUGGAUGGCAGCUUCCUGGCUCGGCCCAGCAGCAAGAACCAGGGUGACUUCUCGCUGUCCGUCAGGGUAGGGGACCAGGUGACCCACAUUCGGAUCCAGAACUCAGGGGACUUCUACGACCUGUAUGGAGGGGAGAAGUUCGCCACACUCACUGAGCUGGUGGAGUUCUACACCCAGCAGCAGGGCGUGCUGCAGGACCGUGAUGGCACCAUCAUCCACCUCAAGUACCCACUCAACUGCUCCGACCCCACCAGUGAGAGGUGGUACCAUGGCCACAUGUCGGGGACGCAGGCAGAGGCGCUGCUGCAGGCCAAGGGCGAGCCCUGGACCUUCCUGGUGCGGGAGAGCCUCAGCCAGCCCGGGGACUUCGUGCUGUCCGUGCUCAGCGACCAGCCCAAGGCCGGUGUGGGCCCUGCACUCAAGGUCACCCACAUCAAGGUCAUGUGUGAGGGUGAACGCUACACAGUGGGUGGAUCCGAGACCUUUGACAGCCUCACAGACCUGGUGGAGCAUUUCAAGAAGACAGGGAUCGAGGAGGCCUCGGGGGCCUUUGUGUACCUGCGGCAGCCGUACUAUGCCACUCGUGUGAAUGCAGCUGACCUUGAGAACCGGGUCCUGGAGCUGAACAAGAAGAAGCAGUUAGAAGACACAGCCAAGGCCGGCUUCUGGGAGGAGUUUGAGAGUCUGCAGAAGCAGGAGGUGAAGAACUUGCACCAGCGGCUGGAAGGGCAGCGGCCUGAGAACAAGAGCAAGAACCGCUACAAGAACAUUCUCCCCUUUGACCACACCCGCGUGAUCCUGCAGGGACGAGACAGUAGCAUCCCUGGGUCUGACUACAUCAACGCCAACUACGUCAGGAACCAGCUGCUGGGCUCAGACGAGAAUUCUAAGACCUACAUCGCCAGCCAGGGCUGCUUGGAGGCCACCGUCAACGACUUCUGGCAGAUGGUGUGGCAGGAGAACACACGUGUCAUCGUCAUGACCACCCGAGAGGUGGAGAAAGGCCGGAACAAGUGUGUCCCCUACUGGCCGGAGAUGGGCACUCAGCGCGCCUAUGGACCCUACUCGGUGACCCUCUGUGGAGAGCAGGAUGCGGCCGAGUACAGACUGCGCACCUUGCAGGUGUCCCCGCUGGACAAUGGGGACCUGACUCGGGAGAUCUGGCACUACCAGUACCUGAGCUGGCCUGAUCAUGGGGUGCCCAGUGAGCCUGGGGGCGUCCUCAGCUUCCUGGACCAGAUCAACCAGCGGCAGGAGAGCCUGCCCCACGUGGGGCCCAUCAUCGUGCACUGCAGCGCGGGCAUCGGUCGCACGGGCACCAUCAUUGUCAUCGACAUGCUCAUGGAGAGCAUCGCCACCAAGGGGCUGGACUGUGACAUCGACAUCCAGAAGACCAUCCAGAUGGUGCGGGCACAGCGCUCGGGCAUGGUGCAGACGGAAGCACAGUACAAGUUCAUCUACGUGGCCAUGGCCCAGUUCAUCGAGACCACAAAAAAGAAGCUGGAGGUCAUGCAGUCCCAGAAGGGCCAGGAGUCGGAGUAUGGCAACAUCACCUACCCACCAGCCCUGAAGAGCGCCCACGCCAAGGCCGCCCGCACCUCCUCCAGGUGGGUGUGCGCCCCGCCGCCUGCUCCCCUCCCCUGGCGCGGCCCCUGCGCCCUCACCUGCACCCGCCUGCCUGCAGACACAAAGAGGACGUCUACGAGAACCUGCACGGCAAGAGCAAGAAGGAGGAGAAGGUGAAGAAGCAGCGCUCUGCGGACAAGGAGAAGGGCAAGGGUUCCCUCAAGAGGAAGUGAGCUGCCUCCCGGCCGCCCGGUCCAGGCGACCCGGAGAUUCCUGUGCCCCUGCGGACCUGACCGCAGCUGCCCAGACUCCUCCCCUCCUCCCUGGCCCCGCAGAGGCCUCCAGUGGGGGCCCCCCACCGAGGCGCCCCCCCCAAGCUGUGGUAAUUUAAGACCCGCCUCCCCUCUCUGACCCUGUACAGAGCCCCGCAAGGCCCCAGGCAGAGCCAGGCCCUUCUGUUUUUGUAAAUAAAGUUUGACAAUCACUG
This is a messenger RNA of Fukomys damarensis (Damara mole-rat), 2453 nucleotides long. It is a transcript of the gene Ptpn6, whose product is annotated as protein tyrosine phosphatase non-receptor type 6. The transcript is spliced from 14 exons. NCBI's taxonomy places the organism in Eukaryota, Metazoa, Chordata, Mammalia, Rodentia, Bathyergidae. The coding region runs from base 329 to 2143 and encodes 604 amino acids. Gene Ontology annotation, molecular function: protein tyrosine phosphatase activity. The record is from RefSeq and is a predicted model, not a curated record. Gene Ontology annotation, biological process: protein dephosphorylation.